AUGGGUUCUACGAGCUUCGAAGUUGGCGAGACACCAAACCAUGGGAGACUCGAGCGACCUCAGCAAGGCAAGACCUCGACAGAGAGACCGGCUGGCGAACAACGAGACAGCACAAACCUUCACGAGUCGCCGUUGUUCAACGAUAACGAAGGCCACAUAACGGGCAUGGGCCAGCUUUCGGUCCCAGAUGGGGAACCAAAAAGCCGAUCAACUCGAGUUCAGUUCUAUGGUGGCUCAUCCACUGCCUCCCUUAUGCGUCUUGCCAGAGAAUCGAUGCCGUUGCAACUAGCGGAUAGUUCGCAUGCCGAACCUGCCUUCAAUACUAAACUUCAGGAUACAUUCACCGACCACAGGCUUGACGAAUUUGUCAUGCCGCCACGAGCCUUGGCAGAUCACCUUUUAAACUGCUUUUUUGAAAAGGUCUAUAUUCUCUAUCCUUUCUUCCACCGUCCAAGCUUCGAGGCGGCCUAUCGCAACAUCUGGUGUGCGGAAGACGAGCCCAAGGCCCCUAUAACAGACUUGAGAAUUGGAUUAGGAUCAAAAGCGGAUUCCGGAUCUAAAUCUAUUGUCUUUCAUUGUGCACUCAAUAUGAUCUUUGCUCUCGGCUGUCACUUCGCAGAUAUUGCACCUGAUGAACGUGAGCCUGUCGCCCAUUCCUUCUUUCUCCGAGCGAAACGCUUCAUUGGGCUUGAUAUUCUCGAAUUAAACACUCUUGGCGUUGUUCAAACAUUACUUAUCUCAGCUUUGUAUUUGCAAAGCUCUCCAUAUCCCAGUCGAUGCUGGAAUUCCGUUGGAGUGGCUUGCAGAGUUGCCCUCGGGCUAGGGUUACAUGGAUCAGAUAUUCUCGCUUCAUUGAAGCCUUUAGAAUCUGACAUUCGAAGGCGAACCUGGUAUGGAUGUGUUAUGCUAGAUAUUACCUUGAGCAUGACAUACGGUAUACCGAGCAUGACCACCCAUCUUGCUCCUGUUCCCCCACCCAGCGACUCGGAUACAUCUCACGACCAAGGUGAUAAUGAGGGGCCCUGCUUGAUGGCAUUCUAUAUCCAAGCUAUCAAGCUCUAUGAUAUACUGGACAGAAUUCUAGCGGAUGUUUACAAAGCCUGGCGGGGUCGGUCACGUCAAGGUCAACAAUCAUCGAAAUCACCCUGGACCACAAGCCUUGAAGGACUCGACACCGUCCUUGACAUUGAAAGGCAGUUGAACUGGUUUGAAACUAAUGUUCCUUCUUUUCUUAAGUGGAACUCUGCGCCGUCUGCAACGUAUACGGAGAGACAGUCAAACCUAGCAAUUACACAGCAGCGAAAUGUGCUUCACGCCAGGCUAGCACAGCGAGAAUCCGGAAGCACGGACAGGGGCAGGGAUGGGAAUGAGUGGCAAGCCAACUGGACCUCCGAUAAGAUACCGACGCAGAGUAUUCUAUAUUCCUCCAUGUCCAGCAAAUGCGCCACCGCUUGUGUGAUGUCAGCCAUUGAUCUUACUCAUUUAGUUCAUGAGACAUAUCAAACCAACGUCGCUGAUGCGUGGUGGUACAAUGGAUUUUAUGUAUCAACCGCCGCAAUAGUCCUGCUCAUGUCAUUCUCCGCCCCGUCUAUACUAGACUCAAUCGCGAUAAACAAGGCGCGAAAUGCCUGGCGCGAAGCAACUACGAUCCUCGCGUAUAUGGCUACAUUCAGCCGGUCUGCCAGCAACACACUUCAAUUUCUCGAAGCAGCUUGUCGUCAAACAGUAGCAGCAGUACCAAGUGAUUCACAUUCACAUUCACAACAGCCAGGGGCGGAACUUGCAGGUGAUGCUUCGUCGCAGAUUCCAAACAACAUCCUCCAGUCUUAUGAUACAUACGAUCAUCCAGAUAACAGCGACCUAACACAAGCCCCCUUCUUCAACUGGGAAGAAGUUGCUGAAAAUUUGGGACCGAGUCUUGACGAUUUAGGGUUCUUGACUCGUGUUGACUUUCCCAAUAGUUUUGGGUUGGACUGA
Molecule: messenger RNA, 1977 nt
Organism: Talaromyces rugulosus
Lineage: Eukaryota; Fungi; Ascomycota; Eurotiomycetes; Eurotiales; Trichocomaceae
Exons: 5
Coding region: 1-1977 (658 amino acids)
Biological process (GO): DNA-templated transcription; positive regulation of transcription from RNA polymerase II promoter by galactose
Cellular component (GO): nucleus
Molecular function (GO): RNA polymerase II cis-regulatory region sequence-specific DNA binding; DNA-binding transcription factor activity, RNA polymerase II-specific; zinc ion binding
Source: RefSeq, a predicted model, not a curated record